AUGACGCGCGUUUCCGUAUACUCCGCGGCGCUGGUCGCCUUUGUGGCCUCCGCCGCCAUGGUCGUGGCCUCGAUCGCCAUGCCCAACUGGAUCGACUACGCCGUGACGACGGCUAAGGGUGACACCAUCCACAAGACCAUCGGCCUGCACAAGAGCUGCUCGACGCUCGACGGCGGCCGCUGUAGCCCGUACCCAACGGCGGCGCUGUGCCAGUCGGGCCAGCGCUACUUUUGCACCAUGUGGCGCACCACCGGCUGGCUGGCGUCCUUUUCCGUCGUCCUCGGCCUCGCGGGCCUGGUGGCCUUUGCCGUCACCCUCGGCGGCGGCAAGUACAAGCGCGAGAGCGGCUGGCCGUUUGUCGGGGGCCUGAUUGCGACGUUUUCGGCGGUGCAGCUGAUUGUGAUUUCUGUCGUGGCAUAUCUCUUUGAUCAUGAUGACCAGUUCAUAAUCCCCGGGUGGCAGCUCGGCGUCUCGUGGUAUCUGACGCUGUUUAGUGCCUUGCUCGGCAUGGUCACGGUGGUGGGCUUGGUGCUGAGCGCGUACCUGCUGCCGCCCGAGGACGGCUACGAGUUCCUGGACGAGCCUAUGGAUGCAUAG
Akanthomyces muscarius is the source of this 597-nucleotide messenger RNA. RefSeq lists its product as uncharacterized. Lineage: Eukaryota; Fungi; Ascomycota; Sordariomycetes; Hypocreales; Cordycipitaceae. The transcript has 3 exons. Bases 1 to 597 code for a protein of 198 amino acids. The record is from RefSeq and is a predicted model, not a curated record.